ACAGCAAGACUCACCAAGACUCAGUGAAGACUGCAUCACCCAAAACCAGCAUCCCACAAACUGUGACAAGAAGAUCAUCCACAGAAUGAAGUGUUCUGUGUUCUUCCUCCUAUCACUGCUGGGGACUCUUCUUUGCUGCUUCAGUGCAGAGGAGGAGCUCUCUGGCGCCCUCCAGAGUGUCGAAGGGGAGUCUGUGGAGAGGGACGCCAUACUGGAAGAUGUGGAAAGUCAACUGAAUGAAGUCCGGGGAAAGAAAAUUGAAAAAGACGACAAGAAAACCAUGGGGUUAAAAAAAAAAAUAAAUAAAAAAGAGAAAAUAAAUAAAAAAUUGGCGAAAAAAUAUCAAAAACCGAAAGCAAAGAAGUUACAUAAGCAAAGUGAAAUAUUGCAGUUAACAAUUGACACUAUACCUCAGACACUAAAACAAGAUAUUACUCAGACCUUUUUGUACAGAGUGAAUCAAAAUAAUAGGGAUAAUGCUAAAAAUAAUUUAAUUAAAUGGGGCACAUGGGAUAAACAAGAUACAAAGCGGACUUAUACAAUUAAUCCAGAAGAGGUGAAAAAUAUUCCAUCUAAGCAGGUCUUUGAAGCCUUGACUAAUAUCCUAGAUGAUAUACCCGACGGAACUAACAUUAAAUUGAUUCUCCCCCUAUCUGGAAAUGAUUACACAGUAAAUCUCAGGGCAAAUUACAAGCAGAUUACAGUACAAACCUUCAACAGUGACUUCCCAGACAAUACCUGUUGUCAUAAAAAAUAUAAGGACCUUGUGUCAGCUCUGUUAAAGGGAGACAAAGUAAAAACAGAUUCUGAAGUGGCUGGUAUUCUUUUAGAUACUCUUGAAUCUAAACCAAGUGUUGAUACCUGGAAAGACUUCACAGAGCAACAAAAACGCUCGGCUGUGGAGUUUCUAUUAAUUACACAGGUAGCAGAAGCCAUGGUGCCUGAAAACGAAAUGGCCAAUGCCAUUAAAGAUAAAAAUGUUGACCUUAAGACAUUUAAACCAAAAACUGGUCGGGUCCCGGGAAUGGAUGUGUUAGCAAGAUAUUUCUUAGAGUUAAUAAAAGCAAAUGGGAAGUUUGACGGCACACCUGUUAAUUUUCAAAAUGUGUUUGGAAACAAUGAGAGUUCUUUUUAUAUCAUGGCAGGAGAUGGAGGUACAUACUGGGGCAGAAAAUUAAUGCAGGAGCUACUAAAAUAAAACAAUAAAUAAAGGCUGAGUAGAAAUGCUAAAACACACAAUAAUCAAGCUAGGGCAGUGGCUCCCCAGAACCAGAGCUGGGACACAUUGUUAUAAACUCAACUCAAUAGUUUUAAAGGAUUCUUUCAACCGGAUUCUGUUCUGUUAUUUAAAGUAUGAAUCUUCAGUCAGUCCUAUUCCAAAUCAUAUUGAAUUUUCUAAACACAACCCCAAAACUAAGAUAUUGGAUUUUUUUUUCAUUUGGAUUUCCAAUAGGAUUUAUUGACCAGGGAAGGCACUUAGUGGACCAAUACAUCUGUAAAUCAUGUUAAUAUUUCACUGUCUACCAAUUCUCAAGUGGGAUUUCCAUUGUAAAGAUAUUGUGACUUUUGUGUGUAAUCUAUCUGCUGCAUCUGCUUUUAGCAAAUUAAUAAAGAUUUAGAAAUGCUAUCACUGCAACAGCUGUUUAGUUAUUAUUUCGUGUCACUAGGCUUGCCAUCC
Molecule: messenger RNA, 1678 nt
Organism: Acipenser ruthenus (sterlet)
Lineage: Eukaryota; Metazoa; Chordata; Actinopteri; Acipenseriformes; Acipenseridae
Exons: 2
Coding region: 86-1198 (370 amino acids)
Source: RefSeq, a predicted model, not a curated record